Strongylus vulgaris is the source of this 1079-nucleotide messenger RNA. The record is from the annotation of a GenBank genome assembly. Lineage: Eukaryota; Metazoa; Nematoda; Chromadorea; Rhabditida; Strongylidae.
AUGCCAAAUUUGCUUAGGGCUAGCGAUCGUUCAAUGAAGAUGAGAUCUGAUAGCUCUGCGAUAGACCAGAGGAGAUCAGCUGCGUUAUCUCCUCAGCAAGAAGCGCAGUCGGAUUCAACACCUGCUCACAAACUUUCCGUUGCUUGUGACACUUCCCUAUCCACAUCCAGCGAAAAAUUGGAAAGUAGCGUUAGUAAUCGGAGUAGUACCACCACAACAACAUCGGCAGAAAACGAGGCGACUCCGAGUACCUCUACUGGACAUCCGGAAGAUAAACCCGUUCCGGAUUACUGCACCGGUAAUGAGGAGGAGGACAAACGUUUGAAAAAGCUACAUUAUGCAGCAAAGGAAUUCUACACUGUGCAAGAGUCAUUCCUUAAAUAUCUAACAAUUAUGGGAGAGAUUUAUCCGGAAUAUGUCACCGAGUUUGGUAAGCGUUUGGGUAAAGACCUACUUAGUCGUCAAGGAUCUCAAGAACACGUGGUGCGCGAACUGCAGGUUCUUUUCGAACAGCUCAAAGGUUUCCAUCAGCUACUUCUAGAAGAAUUCUCUAAACGUCUUGAUUCAUGGAGUUCUCUUGAACCCAAUAUGGCGGAAGUCAUCGUUAAGUAUGCUGACUUUUUGAAAAUUUGCAAACCUUUUCUUCUUCAAAAGGGACGGUUUGUACAAGAACUCACUCGUUUGCGCGAAGAAAACAAGGAUUUUGACAACGCUACUGUUGCGUUUGAACAAAAGAUUCUGAAGCGAGGAGUUGGCGCUGUAGUACAACAGUUAGAUCAAGUACAUCAGAACUUUAUGAGGUACAAGAUACUGAUGAUGAGUUACAACAGGUAUUUAAAGCCGGACAGCGAAGAGCAACGUAAGACUUCUGAGGCUAUAGCAAAAUUGGAAAAAAUAGCACAGUCCGUGAAUGAUGCCAUGGGACUCCCAAGUAGCGAGCAAUUGUGCAAACUGUACGAUCGAUUCCAGGUGAGAAAUAUCAUAUUAGAGAAAGUCUUACAAACUUCCAACGGGUGCGUGCCACCACUGAGACUGUCAGCGAAAAGUCGCCGUCGCACGACCAUACCGGCCGCCUAGCC